GAUAUUAAGAAAGAGACGAGAGAAAGCGAUUAGUCCAGAUUGGAUGGGAACUGAGGAUCGGCACGGCUCCGCAGGGUUAUUUAUGCUCACCGGACCUGACAAACACUGAGGCGUCACCACUUCAAGCAAGAUGAAUAAAUGUUCCUCUGCCAACACUGCUAAGUGUGGUCAGAUGAGUCAAACAGUGGCUAACGCUACACAUGUGAGCCUCAGAGCACAGAACAGAGACUGCAAGAACAGGCAGGGGGCCGGACAGGCUGCAACGAACAGCCAGGAGCCCAGACGGCGCCCUCUCUCAACGGUCUCCACCGCCGCUGUGACCCCAUGUUCUCAUCAGCGGCGGUGGUCAGCUGACUUUUGCAAGCAGGUAACCUCCCCCGCCAUUAUUGUGAGGAAGACCAAGAAGGAACCACAGCCCCCUCAGCGUGGUAUAUCCCUCCUCCAACCUAACAGAGCAUCCCAUCCUUCAACCAAACGCCACUCCUGCCCCACCAUUGGGGUCUUUAGCCCACUGAGGCACCCACACUCCUCUUCCUCUUCCUCCUCAUCAUCCACCUCCUCCUGCUCCUCUCCUCCUCCCGUCCAGACAUCUGUCAUCACCGGCCACGACCCCCUAGGCUGGAAGCUGCAACCCAAGUCCAGGUCCAGCUCCUCACAGACUCACACUAAAAGGCUGUCCCUCCAGAUUCCCCUCCCGGUCAUCCCUGACCUCAAAACUAUUCCUGAACCCAACUCUCAGUCAGACGUCACUCCGAAUCCAGACCGCUCCACUAAACCCAAACCUUCUCGCAGACCCAAACCAACCCGUCGCCACUCAGACUCGUCAGCCUUCCUCAGAUCUCUGGCGACCCCCCUGCCUGUGGUGUCGCUAGAGGAGCUCUGCAACGUGCAUCUCCGCCCAGUCACGCUCUCAGACGAGUCUGACGACGUCUUCGGCGGCGGGAACGAAGAGGAGGUGAAGGUGGCCGCUCGGCCUCGCAAAACGCCGCCGCCUGUUCCACAAAAGACUCCCGCGGCGAGACAAGUAGCUCGACUGAUUGCUCGUUCACGCCAGUGCUGUACAAGUAAAGAAGAAAACAUUCACACCAGUGUCAUAAAGCCAAGAGCUAAACCCGCACGCACUGAGGACCACAGCCGCCUGCAUGACAGAAGAACUGGGCUGCGUGUGGAGCCCGGCUGCGACAGGGAGAGGUCCACUCCACGCUUCCCUGGCUGAGGAGACACCUGAGACUUCACAGUCAAAGCAAUUAACCACCAGGAACAGUUUCCAGGCUCCGGCACAUGUGCUGUAUGUCCAGGGGACGGGACACCAUCAGCUGAGCUUUGUACUCUAAAGUCUUUGAGAUUUCUAGAGUUUAAAAUAGACUUUUCUUGCUGCCCUCUCACACAAAUGAAAACUCAUUUGCAUGUUUUAUCUCAAUAGUUCGCUUCACUUCUCUAUUCUGAAACGUGACUUUAUUCUUUGUGUGAGUUCCAAGCAUUGUUUUUUUAUGGGCAUGUGGUGGUACUUGUAAAACAAACCCUCCAGAUGUUUGGCUGCUCUAAGAAACUAUGAAUCACUCAAUUUCCCUUUAAGUUACUGCUGCAUAUUUACCUGUACUGCGGGUGGAAUUUGCCUGAUGAUACCAGCCUUACAGGCUCGAGCCAACAGGAAAAAAAAUGAUGGCAAUAAUCAUAAAUCAGUCUUUUCAGUUUGUUUUUUGACGUGGGGACCCUUGUUAAAAAAAUGUCCCCUUCCUUCCUUCCUUCUUGUCAAAU
This is a messenger RNA of Chelmon rostratus (copperband butterflyfish), 1758 nucleotides long. Its product is annotated as serine/arginine repetitive matrix protein 1-like. Bases 131 to 1216 code for a protein of 361 amino acids. NCBI's taxonomy places the organism in Eukaryota, Metazoa, Chordata, Actinopteri, Chaetodontiformes, Chaetodontidae. The transcript is spliced from 3 exons. The record is from RefSeq and is a predicted model, not a curated record.